GUGUUAUUUAUCAGAUCAUGGGGCCCACCAAGAAGCAGAGCCCAGAGAAGCGACGUGCUCUCCACAGACAGCUCAUGCAGCAGACCAGAACAACGGCUGUGUCAACUGUGCAAGGGUCAUUUCAUCAGGGUAGUCCAUUACUACCUUCACAGAACCGUGGCACUCAGUGUACAUGCAUGUCAUUGAUUGCCCUCAUGACAGCACAGAACACCUCACUAGCCCGUUGGACUACUGCUCACCUCGACAGCAUACUGCUGGAGGGUGACCAGCUUUACUCCUCGUGUCGUCGUCAGAGGCAUUUCAUGAUGAUCAAUGAGUUGCCACAGUCAGUGUCCCACCAUGGUGUCCAGUAUGAACUGACAUACCACAAUGCCUACUGCGGAACCUUGGGAAGGAAUAGCACAGAAGCUCCCUUCUAUACACUUGCUGAUGCCAUCAUUGCAGCACAGAGGGUGUCCCAACACAACUUCUUGCUUGUGGGGUCUGACGCCCACAGUUACACCUGUAUGCUGAUGAACUUAGGGCCACCACAAGGAUGUUUUGUUUUCGACUCACAUUCCAGGGAUGUUUACGGUAUGGGGACAGCAGAUGGCACAUCUGUAUUAGUAACAUUACCCAGUGUAGACCAGGUGCCAAACCACAUUUAUCAGCUGUCAAUUUCCCUCCAACUGACUUCAACUGACAAGUUUGAGGUCGUCCCUUGCUCAGUGCACAUCACUCAGCAACAAGUUCAGCUCUGCACUCCACCACUUGACCAGUACCUCCAGCAGCAAGCUGCAAAACACACUCAGAAAAGGCAACUAUACCAGAACAAGUGGCUCAGCAAACCAGGAGUCAAAGAGCAGCGGCAAUUACGAGAGAAGGUAAAUCGAGGUGAGCCAGAGGUGAAGAGAAUCCGAAGAGAACGAGAAGCAACUCAGAGGCAGCAGGCUGAAGUCAAGCAGGCCAGGCAGACGCGGGAAGCAGCUCAGAGGCAGCAGGAUGAAGUGAAGCAGGCCAGGCAGACGCGGGAAGCAGCUCAGAGGCAGCAGGAUGAAGUGAAGCAGGCCAGGCAGACGCGGGAAGCAGCUCAGAGGCAGCAGGCUGAAGUGAAGCAGGCCAGGCAGACGCGGGAAGCAGCUCAGAGGCAGCAGGCUGAAGUGAAGCAGGCUCAAGUGAAGCAGGCCAGGCAGACGCGCGAAAAAGCCCAAAGGCAGAAGACACAAGUGAAGGAAACACAGAACCAGAAAAGAGUCGAGAAACAACUUGCAGAAUCGGAGAAGCUCAAAGAUAUCAAUGAAGUACUGCACAGGUUUCAAAAAAAAAUAUCCCAACUUCCAGAUUACACAUGCUGUUUUUGUGAGACAUUUAGGUUCAGACACCAGGUCCAGAAAUACACAUCUCAAAAAUAUCGAGACCAUGCACAGAUAGUGCAAGUGUGUCAGCUGAGUGAUGAGAAGGAGGAUCAGUGGAUAUGUUUAGCAUGUCAUAAGUCUCUGACCAAAGGGAAAUUACCACCGUUAUCCACCAAAGGCAAUAAUCUGAAAUCAAUCAGCAUGCCAGUAGAUCUAAAGGACCUCAACACACUUGAGCAGUUUCUUUUGACACCUGUGAUUCCCUUCAUGAAAAUUAUAUGUCUGCCAAAAGGAACACAGAGGGGAAUGCAUGGACCUGUAGUGUGUGUGGCAGCCAACGUACCCGACACUGUCUCCAAGUUACCACGAUCUAUUGAUGAUAGUGGACUUUUGAAAGUUAAAUUGAAAAGAAAGCUACAGUACCGCGGACACCACCUUUACCAACAGGUCCGUACAAACCUUGUAGCUGAUGCAUUCCACUUCCUGCAGCAACAACACCCUUCAUUUGCAGACAUUCCAAGGAAUCAUACGCUUGAUAUCUCCUGUCAACAUGAUUCCGCUGCUCUUAUAACAGAGUCAAACCUGCCACCAACUCAAUCCGAAGGGGGAAUAGAAUCUACCGAUGUCACCAGCCCACACACUACUCCAAGUACAAGCCAGGAAAAUCAAGGUGAUGCUGUUGAUGAAGAUGAGGUGAGCGACACCUCAGCUCCACUGGUCACCUGCCUCCAACCCACUGACCUGUCACAAUACAUCAGCGACACCCAGGAAGAUAAUAUCUUCUGUGUGGCCCCCGCAGAACAGAACCGCCCGCAGUCAAUACAAGACAAGGAGUGUCAAGCCUUCCCUCUGCUGUUCCCAGAAGGCAAGCAAACCUAUGCUGACACACGCCCAGUGAAACUCACCCUUAGCCAAUACAUCAAGAGUCGCUUCUUCUCUGCAGACAACAAAUAUGCCAUGAAUCCGGAGUAUCUCUUCUACCUGCAAUAUCUGAAGGAAUUCAAUGAGGUGUUGUCAUCAGCCUGUAUAAGUCUGAGGAAGGCAUCUGGUUAUCAGAGUCAUGUCACUGUCGGUCAACUGACAAGUGCUGCUUCAUUCCGCCAGAUGGUUCACCAAAAUGAAGGAUAUAAGUUCCUAACAAAAGUAAGAGGAUCAGCACCUUACUGGGACAAAACGUUGAGGGAUCUGUGUGCCAUGGUCAAGCAGCUGGGCAUCCCAACAUGGUUUGCAAGUUUCUCUGCAGCAGAUCGUCGCUGGCCGGAGAUAGCUUCUGCUUUUCUCAAAAAGGAGAGCGAGGAGGGUGCACUGCUGAAGGCUGCGCAGAAAGAUGCCAGAGAAGGGAACGAGGAUGCUGUCAAGGAGCUUCGUACCAUCGGGCAGGUCUAUGUCACACAUCGUGAGGUCAGCGUCAUGGAGGCCAUCUGGAGGGGGACCGGGAUGAAACUCAAAGCUUGCAGCAGAGAGAUCAUUUGGGUCCCAGCAGAUGAGCAAUCCACAAGAAUGACUCUGCCGCUGAGUGUUCUGAGGAACAUAGCAAAGCAGAAGGGCCAAGAUACCACAGAUGUCUUCCAAAAGUCCAUCUUGGACCGGUACUGGGCACGACCAAGCCAAGCUCUGUUCACCAACAUGUGUCUUGCUGACUUUGUAGCACAAUACAGACUUGUCACAGGUAGCAGAGACGUAGAUCACCACAGUGACACAGAGCAUGACACUCACAGCAGCACUGUGAUCCUGUUGCAGGACAACAUGGGUGCUGUCGCUAAACGGAAGACACCUGCAGUGAUACGCUACCUCAAAGUUUCCAAAGCAAAAGACAGUGAACGCCACUUCUGUACACUACUGAGGAUGUACAUGCCACAUCGUGGCAAGCAGAUGAAGGGUGAUGAUGAGACAUAUGAGGAGGUGUUCAUGAGUCAUCAUAUCAAAUUCAAUGGAGCUGUGACCAAAAUCUGUCAUCUCGUGGUUCAGAACAUGGACAGGUAUGAACACUGUACUGAGGAAAUAGAUGACGCCUGGUCUGCUGUGCAGCAGGGUGACCGCCUAGAAGAUGGCUGGGCAGAGAUUGCUCCUGGCGCCGAGGAAGAGAGAAGUGACACACAGCCACAGCAUGAUGAUCAAUUCAGUCAUGAAGAAGAAGUUCCUGAGCUCCCAGAUCUGGAAGCAGCUCUUCCAAGUACAUAG
Molecule: messenger RNA, 3515 nt
Organism: Priapulus caudatus
Lineage: Eukaryota; Metazoa; Priapulida; Priapulimorpha; Priapulimorphida; Priapulidae
Exons: 3
Coding region: 18-3515 (1165 amino acids)
Source: RefSeq, a predicted model, not a curated record